This is a messenger RNA of Rhodamnia argentea, 1351 nucleotides long. RefSeq lists its product as uncharacterized. NCBI's taxonomy places the organism in Eukaryota, Viridiplantae, Streptophyta, Magnoliopsida, Myrtales, Myrtaceae. The record is from RefSeq and is a predicted model, not a curated record. The coding region runs from base 181 to 966 and encodes 261 amino acids. The transcript is spliced from 3 exons.
UGGCCAGCGCACCUACCGAGCGAGCAACGCCCCGCCACACCACCACCAGCUAGGGCGGCGCAAACUGACUCACAGCCGCCGGCUGCUCAUAGAUCUCGGUCGAUUCUUCUAGAGUUUUGUGAGGUUCGGCCUGUUGAAUUGGAGGCAUACUGGAUUAGGCUACAAUUGGAUCCUGUUAGAAUGAAGACAGUUUCGGGUCAUGUUAUUUCCUCGAAACCGAUAUCUCUCCCAAAAGCUGCCAAGAUCCUCUCCACGUUUGUGACGGUCGAGAACGGUGCUUCCCAUGCUAUUAGUGCUUAUCUACAGCGUGCUUCCACCGCGUUUGAUGAGCUGGUUCAAUUGCACAAGGAACUAAAGGCCCAUAAAUCUGAACACAAAAGCAAGCACCACAAGUUGGAUUCUGCUAAAGAGCUGCCUCAGGAGUUUGAGCUGAGUGUAGAACCAAGAGAGACUGUAACAGUUGACCUCAAUGAAGAGCCCAGUCAUGGGGAACAUGAGGUUUUGGGUGGCAAUAGAAAAAAGCAAAAGAAGUCUAAGAAGAAGGUGGAUGCAGAUCACACUGGUAAUCUUGGGGACAAUGAGGGAAAUCUUAGUGACGGGGCAAGCGAAUGCAACAGCCAUUUAGCCAAUGGGGUUCUGGAUGAAGUUAUUGGGAACAGGAGUAAUGGAGCUGAGAAAAAUGCAGGUGUAGCAGGUGAAAAGAAGAAAAAUAAAAAGCAGCGGCAGAAUUGGAAUGAUGAGAAGGGUAAUCUAGUCGAAAAUGGGAUGGAGGCUGGGGUGAGUAAUGAUGGUAGAGUAAUGGCUGUCGACGAGGCAAAGAAGAAGGCGGGUGAGAGCAAUGAAAUGGAAGAGAAACGUGGAGAAGAUUUCUCAAAGCAGUCGAGUAAGAAAAAGAAAAAGAGGAAGGGAGGAUAUGACAGUAGUUUACAGGAUAAUGGGGUUGUGGUUAAGAAGAAGACGGUUUGAUGGAGAGGCCGUGAGGAGAUUGAAGAUGGGCAAGAAGAAGACGGUUUGAUGGAGCGCCCGAAUAAGAAGUCAAAGAAGAAGAAAAACUCGGACGAACAUUAGUUGGGAAAUAAGAGCAAUCCUUUUUCGCAGUUUUGUCGUCCUGUAUUAGAUUUGUAGCAUUUUGGUCUGUGCCAAAAAAGCACUUCUGUUGUUGAUUAGGAUGUUAAACAAUACAAGGCGGUGGAUUUUUUUUUUUUAAUAAGCUCAUGUUUCCUUGGUUCAUGUUCUGUAAGAUUUGCUAUAGGCGCUAAUUCCUGCCUAAUUGCAGUGAUGGAAAUUGUAUUGAGUGAUCAUACUGCCAAUGGCUCUAAUUUAGCUGAAUAUAAUCCUUUAUAUCUUAUUA